CCCCCACUCACUUACUAUUCCUCCCGUCUUGAUUGUCUCUUUUCUUGCCGCUAUCCGAUCCGAAACCAGAUCAGUAACCAUGGCUGCUACUCCUGAACAAAAACGAAUCUUUUUGACAGCGCUCCGUCAUUCAUUCCAAAAAAUGGGUUUGGACAUUGUUCAUCCUUUUGCCGCACAGAGCUACAAUGCUACAGCCCUGGGCCAGAAGAACCCAAUGCAUACUUUCAACCAGGCCUCAACUCUAUCACUUAUUAUCGGUAGCAAUAAAACUUUUUGGCAUACCUUUUUGGCACAGCAUGACCCUUCCAAACUCAAGACCGCUGAAGAACGAAAGGAUCCCAUGGAUCAUUACUGUGAACGACUAAUUCCUCAAAUUACCUUGGAGGCCCUCAAGGAAGCCAAGUUGUAUUCGGAUCAAGAGGGCAAUGAGUUCACAACUGCAUUUUCAGUAGCCUUCUCUCAUUGGCGGAUCACCAUGCCUCCUGCAGGAACCCCUCCUCCAGGAUCAAAGCCUACAGGAUUUGUGGCCCCGCCUGUCAACACUCUCCCGAUCCAACAUGUAGCACAUGCAGCUGGCUUUGCAUACUUUAACCCUGUAGCCUUCUUGAAUGUCCAUCCUGUCUAUGGUCCAUGGUUCGGAAUGCGAUCAAUUGUGAUGGUGGAUUUGCCAUACGAUAUCUCUGACAAUGAGACAUUAUUGAUUACAGAUGAAAACGCCACAGGGACAUACUCAAAAGACUCUCAACCGAUUGAUUUCAACCCUGCAUUCCGAGACUUAUCUCCUGUGCAGAUGGAGCUACAGACAGCAGCGCUAGAGAAGACCAAAACUGCAUUAUUAACAAAAGGAUGGGAUCCUGCAGAUUGGGAGGAAUGGGUGGCGUUUCGACAGAGUUUGGCCCGCGAUCGGCUGGAUUGGCUUGCAUGGCGAUAUUCAGACGAUCAGAUGCGGUAUCAUUAUAUGAAACAGCCAGAGUUUUUGGAUGAAUGCGCCCGCAAGUAUCGCCAAGAAAGACAACUCCAUCAACAAGGAGUACAUUAGUAUGAGAUCUCUAUUUAGAAAUUUGUAAUAUAUACCGAGCUUAUUUAAUAAGCGGAUCGCGGCGCGGUGUUUAAUGGACACUUAAUAGAAUAAACGUCAAUGGCUCAAACAAGAGUAGAAACUUAGUGGC
Lobosporangium transversale is the source of this 1169-nucleotide messenger RNA. RefSeq lists its product as hypothetical. Bases 80 to 1039 code for a protein of 319 amino acids. Lineage: Eukaryota; Fungi; Mortierellomycota; Mortierellomycetes; Mortierellales; Mortierellaceae. The transcript is spliced from 2 exons. The record is from RefSeq and is a predicted model, not a curated record.